UCCCCAAGCAGGCGGCGGCGGCGGGCACAGCAAACGGCGACAAUGGCCGCGGCGGCGGGCGGCGGGGGCGGCGGCGCCCCAGGGGCGGCGGCGGGCGGCGCGGGACCGGGAGGCACGGCGGCGACGGCCGUGGGUCUGGCCCUGUGUCGGCGGAAGGACGGGGGCCCAGCGGGCAAGUUUUGGGAGAGCCCGGAGACGGUUUCCCAGCUGGACUCGGUGCGGGUCUGGCUGGGCAAGCACUAUAAGAAGUAUGUUCAAGCAGAUGCACCUACCAAUAAAACUUUGGCCGGACUGGUAGUACAGCUACUACAGUUUCAAGAAGAUGCCUUUGGGAAACAUGUCACCAAUCCUGCCUUCACCAAACUUCCUGCAAAGUGCUUCAUGGAUUUCAAAGCUGGAGGUACCUUGUGUCACAUUCUUGGGGCUGCAUACAAGUAUAAAAAUGAACAAGGAUGGAGAAGGUUUGACCUGCAGAAUCCUUCCCGAAUGGAUCGAAAUGUGGAGAUGUUUAUGAAUAUUGAAAAAACACUAGUGCAGAACAACUGUUUGAGCAGACCUAACAUCUACCUCAUUCCAGACAUUGAACUGAAGUUGGCUAACAAACUAAAGGACAUUGUCAAAAGACAUCAGGGAACAUUCACUGAUGAAAAAUCAAAAGCCUCUCAUCACAUUUAUCCUAAUCCUACCUCACCAGAGGAUGAAGAAUGGUUGAGACCUGUGAUGAAAAAAGACAAGCAAGUGCUAGUGCACUGGGGAUUUUACCCAGACAGCUAUGAUACUUGGGUCCAUGCUAGUGAUAUUGAUGCUGAAAUUGAGGAUCCUCCCAUUCCAGAAAAACCAUGGAAAGUGAAUGCAAAAUGGAUUUUAGACACUGAUAUUUUCAAUGAAUGGAUGAAUGAAGAAGAUUAUGAGGUUGAUGAGAACAAGAAACCAGUUAGUUUUCGUCAGCGCAUCUCAACAAAGAAUGAAGAGCCAGUCCGUAGUCCUGAGAGAAGAGAUAGGAAAGCGGCUGCAAGUACAAGAAAGAGAAAACAUUCACCUUCUCCUCCUCCUCCUACUCCUGUUGAAUCAAGGAAAAAGACUGGAAAGAAAGGACAAGCUAGUCUUUAUGGGAAGAGGAGAGGUCAGAAAGAAGAGGAUGAACAAGAAGAUCUCACUAAGGAUAUGGAAGAUCCAACGCCUGUACCUAAUAUAGAGGAAGUGGUACUUCCUAAAAAUGUUAACCCAAAGAAAGACAGUGAAAAUACACCAGUUAAAGGAGGAACUGUUGCAGAUCUAGAUGAGCAGGAUGAAGAAACAGUGACAACAGGAGGAAAGGAGGAUGAGGAUCCUAGCAAAGGUGAUCAGAGUCGAUCAAUUGAUCCUGGUGAAGACAAUGUAACCGAGCAGACAAAUCACAUUAUCAUUCCCAGUUAUGCAUCGUGGUUUGAUUAUAAUUGUAUUCAUGUGAUAGAACGUCGUGCUCUUCCCGAGUUUUUCAAUGGAAAAAACAAGUCUAAAACUCCAGAAAUAUACUUGGCAUACCGUAACUUCAUGAUUGACACAUACCGCUUAAACCCCCAAGAGUAUUUAACCAGCACUGCUUGCAGACGGAAUUUGACAGGAGAUGUCUGUGCUGUUAUGAGGGUUCAUGCUUUUUUGGAACAGUGGGGGCUUGUUAAUUACCAGGUUGAUCCAGAAAGUCGACCAAUGGCAAUGGGACCUCCUCCAACUCCUCACUUCAAUGUGCUGGCUGAUACCCCCUCCGGGCUAGUGCCUCUCCAUCUCAGAACACCUCAGGUCCCUGCUGCUCAGCAGAUGUUGAAUUUUCCUGAGAAAAAUAAGGAGAAACCUACUGACUUACAGAACUUCGGCCUUCGCACAGAUAUUUAUUCCAAGAAAACCUUAGCAAAAAGUAAAGGAGCCAGUGCUGGAAGAGAAUGGACUGAACAGGAGACGCUGCUACUUUUAGAGGCCCUUGAGAUGUACAAAGACGAUUGGAAUAAAGUAUCAGAACACGUUGGCAGUCGAACUCAGGAUGAGUGUAUCCUCCACUUUCUGAGACUUCCUAUUGAGGAUCCUUAUCUUGAGAACUCAGAUGCUUCCCUUGGACCACUAGCUUACCAACCUGUCCCUUUCAGUCAAUCAGGAAACCCUGUUAUGAGCACAGUUGCAUUCUUAGCAUCUGUGGUGGAUCCACGGGUGGCUUCUGCAGCCGCUAAAGCUGCUUUAGAGGAGUUUUCCCGUGUCCGGGAAGAAGUGCCAUUGGAAUUAGUUGAAGCUCAUGUCAAGAAAGUGCAGGAAGCAGCAAGAGCCUCUGGAAAAGUAGAUCCAACAUAUGGUCUAGAAAGUAGCUGUAUUGCUGGGACUGGUCCUGAUGAACCAGAGAAACUUGAUGGUACUGAAGAAGAAAAAAUGGAAACAGACACAGAUGGACAACAGACUGAAAAGGUUGAAAACAAAGGAGAAAAUGAAACUGACGAAUGUGACAAAACACAAGAUGGAGAAAAUGAGAAAAGUAUUGAGAAAGAACAAGAUAGUGAAAUUAAUGAAGAUACCAAAUCAGAAGAAAAGGAUGCUGAGGAGAAUAAGGAAAAUGAUCCCUGUAAAGAGAGGGAGAAUGAUACGGGAAAGAAGAAAGUGGAACAUGAGAUUUCUGAAGGAAAUGUAGCCACAGCUGCAGCAGCUGCUCUUGCCUCAGCUGCCACCAAAGCAAAGCAUCUUGCUGCAGUAGAAGAAAGAAAGAUCAAGUCUCUAGUAGCCCUGUUGGUGGAGACUCAAAUGAAGAAGCUAGAGAUAAAACUCCGUCAUUUUGAGGAACUGGAAACCAUCAUGGACAGGGAGAAGGAGGCUUUAGAACAGCAAAGACAGCAGUUACUCACUGAACGCCAGAACUUCCACAUGGAGCAGCUAAAAUAUGCUGAAUUAAGGGCUCGCCAGCAAAUGGAACAACAGCAGCAUGGGCAGAACACUCAGCAGUCACACCAGCAUUCUGGAGGGCCUGGUAUGAACCCAAUUGGAGCACCAGGGCAUCCAGGAAUGUUGACUCAUCAGCAACCCCCUCCUUAUCCCAUGAUGCACCAUCAGAUGCCCCCUCCUCAUCCACCUCAACCAGGUCAGAUGCCAGGUCCUGGUUCCAUGAUGCCUGGACAGCCCAUGCCAGGCCGUAUGAUUCCAGCUGUUGCAGCCAAUAUCCAUCCUUCUGGGGGUGGUCCUCCCCAACCUGUCAUGCCUCCAAUGCCUGGGAACAUCAUUGGACCACGUGUACCCCUUGCAGCACCCAAUGGCAUGUAUCCCCCUCCUCCGCAGCAGCAGCCCCCACCGCCUCCACCCACCGAUGGCGUCACUCCUCCUCCUGCAGCAGCACCAGCCUCCUCAGCUCCCUAACAAGCAACAAUUCAAGGGACUUCCAGAUCCAAUUCCAUGAGCCCACGUAGUGGUGACAAGACUCCUUUUCCUCAGUUUCCUUCUGUUUCUUUCAGGAUUUUUCCUCUUUUACAUCUGAGUGCCUCCUUACUCUGGUGUAUUCCUUUUAGUGGUGCUCCUUUGCCAGGGCUCAUGGGGGACUGGUGGUAACAGUGUACAUUAGACAGGACACUUUGUGUCUUCCCUGUGCUAAAUAAGGGGCAAAUAGGGAAUAUAACGGGUAAGCCCAUCUCAAGCUUUACUCUUGCAAUCUUUCUUUGUCUUGGUGCUUCCAUGGGUGUUUUUUUGUUAGUAUUUUUUAAGGAAAAGAAUCCUAAGUUAAUAGGAACCAAAAGACGCAAGCAGAGAGAUGGACAUUCAUUUUAUCUUCAUGAUGGGAUGGGGUGGAGGGCAAAUAUUUAGAAGAUACACAAAGGCUUGGCACACACAUACAAGCUCAAAGAUAAGGGAAAACAGUGAAGGGAAGCAUCCCUGCCAUUAAUACUACCCCCCUAUAAGGAAUAUAUGUGCCUCUUUAUUAGUCCAAGGUAUACAUCAUUCAAUACCUGACUCAUCUCUCAUGCCUUGUUGACAAAACAUACUCUUUUCAUUGAUCCAUGGUGGCAGAGAGUGCAACAAUUAGAAUAAAAUUACUCUCUUCCCCAGGUUCACUGGUUCUGGCUUUCUAUGCAGAUAGUUAUUGUUGGGAUGGUUUGAGAUAUAGGGAAACUUAGGGGGUGGGGGUGGGAGUAAGGGAUGGGUUUGGAACUGGGGAACAUAUUCUCAGGUCCCCAGGACACCCAGAAAAGUUUCAGGAAUCCAAGGCACUAGCCAGCUGAGGAAUCAAGCCUAAUAGUCACUGUUGGAUGCAUUUUUCUUCUCUUUGCCCUCCCCUUUAUGAAAAGCUUAAGGGAAAAAAAAGGAGAGGGGAGAAUAGUUCUGAAGUUCUAGUUAAUAGAACUUGGUUGGGAUGGCUAGGGGUGUGAGGCCCCAAACUACCUCUUGCAGACAGCCAGAGUGAGCAGAAUUCAGUGGAAACGGUACUUUGAAUUUAAAACAGGAUUAUUAGAGAGGUGAAGUAGUGCUAUACCCACUCUUACACCUUUCCACUUUAUUUUCUGAUCUCUUACAUUCCAUCCUUCAUCAGGAUUUUGAUAGGAAACACCUGGUAAGAAAUUCUGAGGGGAUGCCAGGGAAAGGGCUCAGCAUCUAGAGCAAUAAGCUCUUUUCUUUUUUUAGGAGAUGGGUUACUGUUUUAUCUUUAUUUUUGAAAAUGGGUUGUUAUUUGGGGAGGUUUUUUGUUGUUGUUUUUCAGGGGUAGGGGUACAGGAAUGGGGUCCACUCUAUAGGAAGACAGAAAAUGCCUUAAUAUGAGCCCAAUUUGGACCACCACACUCUGUUCCUAAUACUAAUGGUUAGCUACUUGAUAGAUCUUAGUGACCAUUCAACAUUCAUUUUUCCUUUAUUCCAAUUCCCUAGGAAAGAGAGGUUUUUUGAGGGUUUUUUUUUUUUUCUGAUAAAACUUUGUUUUCAAAGCUUGUGACCUCCUUACCUUAAUUUUCAUGUUGCAUUUCCAUCAAGUUCAAAUAUAGGGUUGGAAAUUUUUGCUUUUGUUUUCUUGUCUCAUCUAUAAAGCUUUACAUAUAAAGAGCAAGACAAAUUCUGAACAUAAUGGAAUAUUUUCUUUCUUUUUUCCUUAUUCUCUGGAAGACAAACAAAAAACCAUCCAGAUUUGCCUUUUCAAGGCUUCAGGUGUGGACUUCAGCUAAACAUGUGCUCUCAGUAUCUCAAGGCCAUUUCUUAAAGCACUGGAUUUGAGCUUUCCUCUCCUGCAGUUUAGUUUUAAUGCAGUUAACUCCACAGAGAGCCUCCAGUGCCUUGUGAAAACAUCUAGGGUUUUUUCCUCAUAUGUCCAUCCUCCUGCCCUACUAAAGGAAAAUUCAUUCCAGAUGUUACAUUUUCAUCCAGGACUUUUGAAGGAAUGUGGAAUUUUGUUUCAAAUUAUAGUCCCAUGUAAACCUCAGGUUGUUCAGGUGAAUACUUUCAAAUUUCAAAGAUCCAGGUAGAUUUAUUUUUUACUGUACUGGUGAUGGUCCUACCAAGUACCUGAAUUCUUAACACUGCUGUGUUUCUGUAUAAAUAACCAUGUGGUGACUUUUUUUCAUCUGAUCCUGUGUAUAUGAUCCAGUUUUAUUCCUGCAAUACAGCCACCCAAUUUUGUGAGAAAAACAAAAUACGGUUUUUUACAA
Molecule: messenger RNA, 5633 nt
Organism: Monodelphis domestica (gray short-tailed opossum)
Lineage: Eukaryota; Metazoa; Chordata; Mammalia; Didelphimorphia; Didelphidae
Gene: SMARCC1
Product: SWI/SNF related BAF chromatin remodeling complex subunit C1
Biological process (GO): cell projection morphogenesis
Cellular component (GO): synapse
Molecular function (GO): protein binding
Source: RefSeq, a predicted model, not a curated record